UUUCCCGCUAUGUCACACUCACACCUCAACAACAACUGGUUUUCUGACCACUCCAGCUCCAUGGAAUUGGAGAUUGGAGCCACUGAUGCAAAUCAAACACUUGAGUCUUGGUUUCAAUCUGAUACAUCUUCUGGGUACCUUCAAGAUGCCAUUGCUGGCAAGAGUAUUUGGUGCAGGGACCAAAAUUUACCAUCCUGCCAUCAAAACGUUAUAGUAGAACAAUUUCCAAUAUUCUCCACAACAGUUCCACCUCUUCAUGAUUGUGGUUUUACAAAUAAAAAAAGGAGCAUCAGUACGAGCCUGUCAUCAACAACACUAGGUGAUGCACAUGAAGCUGCCAUCAAACAAGAUCCUGCUCAAAAUAGUUAUGCAUCUGGUCAACGGAAGAAAAUUGCUUACCCGUUUAAGUUAGUGAAGUGUGGAGGAGUUGAAGGGGAAACAACACUGAAAGAUAUCAAUUACCAAAUUCUGACGACACCAUCAACAUCAAAGCCAAUUCCUCAUCCUGUGACAGAUUCUUCUGUGACUCUUCCAUGCAAAUUAGUCAAAGGAAGUUUUGGUUUGUCUGGAAAAACAGUUACGUCCCUCACCAGGAUUCAUACUAGGGGAAGAGGUUCCAUUACCAUUAUUAGGACCAAGGAUUGAUAAAGAGAAGUACUGCCAUUCAUGUGUUACAUAUGUCAAUGUCAGUCCUUUUUGCUUAGACUAGAACUACUUGUGAUUGCUAUCUUUCUU
Messenger RNA from Vigna radiata var. radiata (mung bean), 735 nucleotides. RefSeq lists its product as uncharacterized. NCBI's taxonomy places the organism in Eukaryota, Viridiplantae, Streptophyta, Magnoliopsida, Fabales, Fabaceae. The record is from RefSeq and is a predicted model, not a curated record. The transcript has 5 exons. Gene Ontology annotation, biological process: male meiotic nuclear division; female meiotic nuclear division. The coding region runs from base 10 to 645 and encodes 211 amino acids.